GACAGAAGUCAAAGAUUUUUUAGGAUGAAAGAAAAGUGGAAUUGGAAAUGAUUUUUCUCCCCCCUGAUGAUCGUCAAAGGCGUUGAUGUGGGAAGUAGAUGAGUAUGAUUGCAGUCUGCUUUUCAGAGAUGAUUGAUGACACUCUGAGCGCUUUUCUCGUCCUCGAAAGAAGCAAAUAGAGCUUUCGCCUCAUGAUCGAGAUGAAGCAAAGUUGCACACUGGCACUUCCAUCAAAAAUCGGGCUACACUUCUUUUGUUUUCAUCUUGUUUUUUAUUACUGAAGACCAAGUAGACUUCUCUUGCUAUUAAGCAACGGUGAUUACAAGGAUAUUAACUGCAGUUUUCAACUUCAACUUUGUUUCUGAAGAACAUCCACAUACCUACGGUUACUAAGCUAUUAUAAUCGAACCGCAUAGAAUUAGAAGCAAAAUAAGACAUGCCGUCGAUUACCGACACUAGUGCCCCGGAGAGGGCCAAUCCUCGACAAGCUGCGCAGGAGAAGAAACUGAUAAUGCCAGGCGAUGACGAAUACGAGACCUUGGAGCAAGAAGAUCAGGAAAUGCAGCAAGAUGAUCAAACUCCUCUUGAAUCCGAUCAGCCACAAGCGUCCGCUGAGGAGCAUCAAAAGACAGGAGAAGACCACGACAUGCUCGAUGCUUUCAUGGGCGACUCGGAGGAUGUCCAGCCGCAUAGUGGUGAGGGUCUUCUAUUGGGUCGUGGUAGUGAUGGAGAGCAGCAAAAACUACUAGUAGAGAAAGAACAAGAAGAACUCGAACCACUACCACCAGCACCCCAAUUUAACCUCUAUGAUACAAUCGAUGAGCUCGAUUAUUGCAGUAUCAUCGAAGAAACAGAGGAAGAAGAAACACUUAAGGUAACUCGCUUUGUUCAUUUCGAAUGCUUUAAGACAGAGGAAGAAGAAGCAACUAAGGCACUUAACUCGUUUUCUUGGUUUCGAAUGCUUUCGCAUUUCUUCAUUUUCGAUAUCGAAGCAUCUCUUCUUAGCAUCAUCAGUGGCCAUGAGUCAGUUGUCUUGUGGUAAGUUUAAGUGCUACUCUAUCAGACCACACACACUUUCUUAUCAUGUUUAAUUAGAUACUCACUGCCAUCUCCUCCAACAAGAACAACAAAGAAUCAUCAUCCCCAGAUUCUCAAAAAGUUGCGAGCGUCCUUCGUGCCUAAAGUUGUGGUGGAAAAGUCUAGAAUUGGCGCACGAGUGCAGGAGGUGGUAGACAAAUUUCCUCAUACGUCAGAGGCUCACAAGCUGGGAAAGAGUCUCAUCCAGAGUUGGAUAGGUGUUUUCUCUUUUUAGUCAUAGUAAGAGUAAGUCUGAAGAUUCUGUCUAUUCAGUGCUUGGCAUAAGUGCAUCUUGUGGAUCUUGGACAGCAAAAACUUCAUCUUCUAUCCAAAAGAAAACUACGCCUCAACAAACAGCUUCAAAAUACACCGACGUUCCGGCUAAUGGAAAAAUCGAGAUUGCCUACUUUCAAGGAGAAAAUGAAGAUGGAACGGAGGGAAUACAAAUCACCAUGGAAUCGAAACCGGACCCGAGACCGAUGAAGAUGAUUAUGACAGGACUAGUUGACUGCGUGGCUGACAUUGAUUGAUGAGCAUUUUUAGUGCUAGUAGGGGUGAAUGAGGGAAUGAGUAUGCGUAUGCGAGUGUCUCUAAGUAUAUUUGAGUUAUCGACUCUUCUUUUUUCAGCAGUCCUCCAAUUCGUUGAAACUGGAAUGACAAAGAUCUACUUUUUCCAGCUUGAAGAAGAUGGACCUUUUUUCCCUAUUGCGCUUCUCUAACCUUAAGGCAGCUACGACGAAGAUGAAGAAAAAGGAAAAGUUGCAGCUUAAUGAGAAGGGAAGCUUAUUCGAUGGGCAAGAUACUGGCGCAGAUGGAGACGAGAGUAGCGAUAUAGAUGAGGACCAACUAAAUGCAGACUUGGGCAAAAAAACAGAGAGCGAAGAUGAGGCAGAAUUGUUGAAAAAGAGGAAGAAACAAGGCGCGAAGGAGAAAGAAGAUGCUGACGAAGUCCUUAUUUUUUUUUGUUUUUUAGUGCAACAACCUACCAAGGCGGAUAUUGAAAAAAAAAGUGGACGAGGAGAGCUUUUAAGCUUAAUUAUGAACUACCCCUUACACGAACACGUUUCAGACAGACUGGCUCUGGUAGUUCAUCCAAGAGUUUCCCAUUUUCAAUUGUCCCAAAAAAUGCCAAUCCAAAAACUCUACAGGAUGAAAACAUCACUCUCGGAGCUGCUGCAGUACUAGCAAAAACGGAAAAAGCAGAGUCAGGGUCUCUCUUGAAACGAAAGAGGCGCGGCGCACCUGCUGUAGAGGUAGUUCUAUAAUUUGGAUUUUUUCCAUGAUCUUGCUUCUAGCACUAAAAAUGCUACUAGCUGUCUAAUGAAUGUCGUAAUAUAAAAUCGUUUUCAAUUUCAUCCUUGACAAGGAAGACGUAGGAACAAGAAGAUCAUCCGAGAUCAUCAACAUGAUGAAUCACCUCAAGGAUCCUGCUCGCUAGUUGAAUCCUUGAGGUGCUGACCCCUUACGUUUACUUCUAGUAGCCCACGAUAGUCACAAGUAUUAUACUAUUUAACCAAAACCAACUGCGCAGCGCACGCAUCUUUAACUUUUACUAUUUACUCCUACAUGAUCAGCCUGCUAAAGACGACAUGAUGGACCUUCCAGCCGCACCAGCUGCGCGAUCGUCUUUAAGUCCCAUCAAAGAACCUGCGACGAAGAAAAAAGGCAUGAACAUGAAACGCACGCGAAAGAGCAUUGAUAGCUCAGCUGCAGAGCAAGCAGAUGACGAAGAAGAACCUAAGAAGAUAGGAAGUAAAUCUUCUAGUGCACCCAGUACCAAGAAGAUGAAAAUGAUGAAUCAGAAAAAAGCAGCUUCUUCAAAAGAAACAGAGGAAGAAGAGGAGGAAAAGCCUGUUCUGACUAAAAGUAAGACGACAACUUCUAAGGAAACAAGUAGUAGUUCAUCAUCGUCUUCUGCUGCGGCAAGUACUAAAAAGCCUGCAGCUCCUGUUGAACAAGAACUACAGAGCUCAACUUCAACUGGUGGAAAGAAAAUGAUGGCGAAGAAGACCACGGCAGCUGAUGAUGCCAAGGUCAAGGAGGACAAGCUAGAUGAAGUUGCUGCACCAGCCGGCCAAAAGAUGAAGAUGAAGAGCACUACGGCACAAGAUUCUACAGCCUCCAGCGCUACAUCGUCAAAAAUGGCUACAAAGAUGAACAAACGCAGCAGUACGUUCUCUGCUGCAGCCGAAGAUGUGGCUAGCCCAGCACCACCAGCAUCUGCAAGUAAGAUGAACAAGAUGAAGACAGCUGCAAAAGCAGAGGUUGAGGCCCCUCCUACACCUCCGCCAGUCGUUGAGCAGGCAAAAGAAUCUUCAAAGAAGAUGAGCACUAAGAUGGGCAAAGCAUCUUCUGCAGCCCCGAAGACUCCCCCACCAGUAGGAAAAGCCUCGAAGUCCAAGGCUGGACCUAAAAAGAUGAAGACACCCAUCAAAACAAAAGAGGACGACGAGGUAGAGCCGACACCAGUAAAACAAGAAUCAUCCAAGAAGAUGGGGAAAGCUCCCACUUCUAAGAAAUCCUCAACACCUGCUGCAUCAAAGAGAGUCAAGAGUGAAGUAGAGGAUGAGGCAGAUGAUGAAGCUCCAAGUAAGAAAGGUGGUUGUAGCUCUUCUAGCUCUUCUUCCAGUUCCAGUACAGCUGCUGCAAAGAAGCCGGCGAUGGGCAAGGUGAAAGCGGCUACAGCUACUGCAUCUUCCAGUAAAGCAAACAGCAAGACGAGCGGACAAGAUGAAGAUGAGAGUGGUGUGAUCGCCGGCGCAGCCACAGCUAUAGGAGGAGGCGCGAUGAAGAUGAAAAUGGCAGGAAAAAAGAACUCCUUGUAAAGGAGCUUCUGACAGGUUGCGCAUAUCAUGCUACUUGUGCGCGCAGAUGAAGCUUGGAAUCUUCUUACCAUUCGCACUGCCAGGAAAAAACCGCAACAACUUCUCAAUAUAAGACGAUGUAAGUAAACUAGAUUCUCCUUUUUAAAUAGAACAAGAAAGAUGGCAAUCGUACAAUAGGAUACCACUACGCACACAAAGAUUAAAUAGUUUUCGAACGACAACUCAUUCAAAGUCGACCCUUGUAUUUUUUGACCAACUUACAUCGACGUGACUGCUCCUUUUGGCAGGACAUUGAAGAAUUGGCACCAAUAAAACUUCGAUUGCUGGACAGAUACCAACUACCAGCGUUUUUCAACUUCUUUUUCCACGUUGUGUGAUAUAGUGACGAUAAUGAAAACAACAAAUGUUAGAUUGCGAAGUACUAGAAGAACAUCAAGAUUUCGAAAUUUCUCACCAUUUUUGAAGACUACCUGUUUUUUUGAAGAUGUACCGACAAAUACAAAAACUGCUUUGUCCUCGUGGUCGACAGAAGAAGUUCUUCUACAAGCAAAAACUACACACAGCCUACAUACUUUUCAGGAGGUCUUUUUUGAGGUAUUAAGUCCUUUUCAUUCUUGACGCUGGUUUAUGCUGACAGGAUCAUGAAAAUUCCUACGCAGCCGUGAGGGACUACUCAAUCAACGCUUGUUGUAAUGGGAUAGCUGCAUGAGGGCAACUGCGUGCUUCUGAAGUUGGAGC
Molecule: messenger RNA, 4640 nt
Organism: Amoebophrya sp. A25
Lineage: Eukaryota; Dinophyceae; Syndiniales; Amoebophryaceae
Source: the annotation of a GenBank genome assembly